AUGGCUAGUCUUUCUCGAGCUGCGUUCCCGGUGCGGCUUCUCGCUGCUACCCAGCAGAAUGCUCCGCUGUGCCGGCACUUCCACUCGUCGCCCUGGAUGGCUGCCGUGGCGCACCCCGUCACGGCCCAUGGCCCUCCGCCCAAGGCGCCUGCGCCUGCGCCCGAGUUCAAGGCGAAUGCCGCGACACAUACAGUGACCGAGCCGGCGGAAGAGGGUCAGCAAUCAUUACCACUGAAGAGGCCUUCCGUGCUGAAGAAGCGUUUCUGGAAGGACGUCCAUGUCCACGGAAAGCCCGGUGAAUAUCAAGUCCUGCUGGACAAGCGCCCUGUGCGGACACCCAGCAAGGAUGUCCUCUCGAUCCCGCCGACCAAGCCACACCUGGCCCAUGCCAUCGCCCUCGAAUGGGACGUCAUGACAUCCGCCCAGCAGGCUCUGAAAAGCCACUUAAUCCCACUCACCUCCCUCUCCGCGCGCGCAGCGGACAUUGCCCGCGAAGAUGCUGCGGGCGACACCACCACUCGUGAUCAGAUCGUCGUCACGGCGAUGCGGUACCUGGAUACGGACACGCUGCUGUGCUGGGAGCCGGAGCGGUCCGCGCACGCGCUGGAGCGGGUAGGCGAGGACGCACCGACUGAGAGCCUCCGGGAUAUCCAGAUGCGCGUAGCCAAGGAUAUCAUGAGCUUCCUGUCGACCAAGGUGUGGCCGGGACUGGAAAUCGUGCCCAUCCUUGACACUGAGAGUAUCGUUCCCGUGUCGCAGCCGCGGGCUACUAAGGACAGCAUCCGCACGUGGGUGUCCGAGCUAGACGCGCACGACCUGGCCGGACUCGAGCGCGGCAUUCUCGCCACGAAGAGCUUGCUGGUUGCUGUGCGGUUGCUGGUGGAGUGGAGUGAGAACUUCCGGCAUAUCCAGUCGCCCAGCGCGAAGAAGUUCGGCCUCGUGGAGGCGGCUGAUGCGGCGAAUUUGGAGGUGAAGUGGCAGACGGAUAUGUGGGGGGAGGUGGAGGAUACGCAUGAUGUUAAUCGGGAGGACCUGCGGAGGCAGUUGGGCAGUGUGGUGGUGCUGGUGAGCGGCGAGACGAGGCCGCGCCGCGCCAAGGCGGAGCAGCGAUCAGGGUCGCUUUCCCUCCUCUUCCCCCCCUCCUCAACAAGUCGUGGCAAACCAAAUUUCUCCCCAGGCUUCGUGGCCCAAAUCCCAAAUCCUCCUCAAUCUGUCCAUGCCCCUGAGAGGUUAAACAUGUCUGACAGACUUGAAGGCUCACCACCGCAGCACCAGCCGCCACAGUCGGAGGAAGCCUCCCUCCCCCCCUCCCCCCUCCUCGAUCAUAUUCCUUCCAACACCAGUCACCAGAGCGCCGACGCAAUGGAAAAGCUGCCCUCCAGCGCCCUGACUGAGAGCGGCAGCUUGUCUCUCGAUCAGUCCGUGCGAACCUUCCGCUUGUUCGAGAUCCUGCGCAGCGGCGACACCACCGCCAUCUCAAAGGCCAUCCGGGAAUCGAGCGACCCCCAGGAGGCGAACAGCUUGUACGGCACCACGAUCCUCCACCUGGCCUUGCAGUGCGCCGAGCCCCAGGUUGUCGAAUUCAUCCUGUCCUCCGGCGAGGAUUUGGAUAUUAAUGCGCGGGACCGCGAUGGAAACACCCCACUGCACUUGGCUGCCCAGCUUGGCCGGGUCCCCCUUGUCAAGGAGCUACUGAGCCGGCCUUCCGUCAACGACGCGAUCGUCAACUACCGCGGCCAGACCGCGCUCGAUGUCGCCCGCACCCCCGAGAUCUUCCAGCAGCUCCAGCUGGCCCGCUCCCUCUUCAUCGACAGCAAGACGCAAGAGAUCCAGGCCCUGGUCGCAAAGGGUGACUACGAUAGCCUGGAGAAAUUGCUCGAGGAGCCGCGGGUCGAGGGUAUCAUCGAUGUCAACAGCCUAGACUUGGUCACGGACCCCACAACCAUGCAGUCUGGUGGGACCCUGCUUCACGAGGGCGCCCGCAACAAGAAUGUGCAGCUCAUUGAGCUACUUUUGACGCACGGUGCGGAUCCUUUCCGCCGUGAUAAAAAGGGGAAACUGCCGCAGGAUGUCACCAAGGAUGACAAGACUCGGGCGAUGUUGAAGAAAUCCCCGGCCGCUGCGAUUGCUCAGCGCGGCAUCCAGGAGAAGGCGAUUCUUGGAAAUAGCAACGCCCAGGGCUUGUCUGGCCGUGUCUCGAUUGGAGAGGCGACGCCCCUGGCUGGCAAGGAUGCCCGCGAGAUGAAGGGUUAUCUCAAGAAAUGGACGAAUUACACGAGUGGCUAUAAGCUGCGGUGGUUUGUUCUCGAGGAUGGUGUUUUGAGCUAUUAUAAGCAUCAAGAUGAUAUCGGCUCUGCCUGCCGUGGCGCUAUUAACAUGAAGAUUUCCAGACUGACUAUGGAUGCCCAAGAUAAGACUCGCUUCGAGAUUCACGGCAAAUCGUCUGUCAAGUAUCAUCUUAAGGCGAACCAUGUUGUUGAGGCCAAGCGCUGGUUCUGGUCUUUGAACAAUGCCAUUCAGUGGGCAAAAGAUGAAGCCAAGCAGGAGGAGCGGCAACGUUCGCAGAACGCGGAGGCUCUGCGCCAGGCGAAAAUGGAUCAGGUUGAGGGACGUUCGACUGGAACUCCCUCCGAAUCUGGUCUGAGUCACAGGCCGAGUACAAAGGGGUUGGCUCCUCCGUCUCUGGCGGUUCCCAGUGGCAGCAUGACGAGGCUUAGUACCCACGCAUCGCGCACUACCCUUGAAACCUUGCCUGGGGAUGAAGACAGCUCCCCUUAUGGCUCAUUCGACCGGAGUACCAGUCCGAAUGAAGUGAACCGCGUGGUCAGCCAUGCCACGAGUGUGCCCGACGCCGAAGGCGAAGGCGAUGACUAUGGGGACUAUGCUUCCAGUCACGAGGAGACGCCUACUGAGGACAAAGAUGCCCUCAACAUCACCGCACAGUCAGCGAAGCUCCAGUUGGAUCUUCUUGCAAAUGUUGCCGCGUCUCUGCAGGCCGAACGAGCCAAGAACCCUGAAAUGUCGAUUGCGAACCCAGCUAUCGAGCAGGCCCUUGGCGCCUAUGAAGCUGCCGUCAAUAGCCUCAAGGGCCUGUUGCAGAAUCUCAUCAAGAUCUCGCGGGAUCGCGACUCCUAUUGGCAGUACCGGUUGACCCGGGAGGAGGAUCUCCGUCAGAUGUGGGAAGAGAGCAUGGCCCGCGUUGCCCAAGAGCACGAGGAACUGCAGUCCAAGAUGGGCGAGUCUGAGGAGAAGCGCAAGCGGACUAAGAAGGCGCUGAAGGAAGCACUCGAGAAUGCCACGGCAAGCAGUCGCUCCAUCUAUGGGCCACCGCCUCGCAUGCCGACGGACGAUUCUACGACGUUGGAGUCCGGCCUGCCCGAGAUUCGCGCCCCGAGCACUGUCCAGGAAGAGGAGCUGCCUCCUGUGUCUAUUCUAUCUCGCAAGCCGUCUGUUCUGUCUCAGAUCAGUAGCCUGUAUGACUCCGAGUCGGAAGGCGACGAGUUCUUUGAUGCCAUCGAUGCUGGUGAGAUUGAGGUGGAGGAAUUGCAGGAUAGCAUCGAGAAGGAGGAACCUCAGGAUGAAAGUGCGCAGGCUCGAGCUGACAAGCUCGCCUUGGUCAAGCCUUCUUUCAGAGGUUAUGAGGAACCCGUGCGCCAGCGACUCAAGAUGGACAAUGAUGACCGACCCAAGAUUUCUCUGUGGGGUAUUUUGAAAUCCAUGAUUGGGAAAGACAUGACGAAGAUGACUCUGCCUGUGUCUUUCAACGAGCCCACUUCAUUGCUUCAGCGUGUCGCCGAGGACCUGGAGUACACUGAUCUUCUUGAUAUCGCUGCGGACCGCUCGGACUCUAUGGAGCGCCUGGUAUAUGUCGCCACAUACGCCGCCAGUGAGUAUGCUUCGACCAUCGGCCGUGUGGCCAAGCCGUUCAACCCGCUCCUUGGUGAGACUUUCGAGUACGUGCGGCCCGAUAAGGGCUACCGGUUCUUUGUGGAGCAGGUUAGCCACCAUCCGCCAAUUGGUGCUGCGUGGGCUGAGUCGCCUAAGUGGGAUUACUGGGGCGAGUCUUCUCUCAAGUCCAAGUUCUACGGAAAGUCGUUCGACAUCAACCUCCUGGGUACCUGGUUCCUCAAGCUGCGCCCUGUUACCGGUGGCGAGGAGUUAUACACAUGGAAGAAGGUCACGUCUUCUGUGAUUGGCAUCAUCACCGGAAACCCCACGGUCGACAACUACGGUCUGAUGGAAAUCAAGAACUGGACCACCGGCGAGGUCUGCUACCUCGACUUCAAGCCUCGCGGCUGGAAGGCCUCGUCCGCCUACCAAGUCACUGGCAAGAUCGUGGACCCGUCCGGCUCUCCGAAGUGGAGUAUCGGCGGCCGCUGGAACGACAAGAUCUACGCCCGCCACACGCCCGGCUUCGAGGCCCCGGUCUCCGGCCAAGAUCCCGAGUCAGCUAAGACCUUCUUGGUCUGGCAGGCCCACGCCCGACCGACCGGUGUGCCGUUCAACCUGACUCCCUUUGUCAUCACCCUGAAUGCCCUACCCGAUGGUCUGAAGGAUUGGCUGCCCCCCACGGAUACCCGCCUGCGCCCCGACCAGCGCGCGAUGGAGGACGGCGAAUAUGACCUUGCAGCCACCGAGAAGCACCGUGUCGAGGAGAAGCAGCGUGCCAAGCGAAGAGAUCGCGAGGCUAGGGGCGACAUCUAUCGGCCGCAGUGGUUCGUCCGAGACAGGUGCCCCGUCACUGGGGAGCAAUUCUGGGCUCACAAUGGCAAGUACUGGGCCAGCCGGGAUACGCAGGAUUGGAGGAGCUCGGAAGAUAUCUUCUAA
Messenger RNA from Penicillium canariense, 4827 nucleotides. Its product is annotated as ATP12 ATPase F1F0-assembly protein. Gene Ontology annotation, biological process: endocytosis; exocytosis; piecemeal microautophagy of the nucleus. Bases 1 to 4827 code for a protein of 1608 amino acids. Gene Ontology annotation, cellular component: membrane; intracellular membrane-bounded organelle; nuclear envelope. The transcript is spliced from 7 exons. Gene Ontology annotation, molecular function: protein binding; sterol binding. Lineage: Eukaryota; Fungi; Ascomycota; Eurotiomycetes; Eurotiales; Aspergillaceae. The record is from RefSeq and is a predicted model, not a curated record.